AUGGCAUUCCCCCAGGAUAUUCGACAAGCCUCGGUGAUUGCCUAUUGUCAAAAUCCGUUACCCGAUAAUAUUCUUAGUCGAUACGGAAAACGUGUCAUCAGAAUAUCUGAUCAGCAAGUGGUGAAGUGGGGCCCAGAUGUAACGAUUGAAGAAGCUGAAAACCAGAGGAUAGCAUAUGAACUUGUGGAUAGUCGCAUAGUUCGUAUUCCACGUGUGUAUGAUUUCUUUUGUGAUGAACAAGGCCGGGGUUAUAUUGUGAUGGAGUUGAUAAACGGAAAGGUAAUUGACCCAUUGGAAGAAUUAGGCGCCGUCGAAAAGGUUGCAGGCGUGCUUGACUAUUUUGCAACACUACAGCGUGCCACUCCUGGAUCUUUAUGUAAAGGGCCUUGCCGUGGGCUACUAUUCCCUGACACUGAAGAUCUGGUAUUCAAGAGCCCCGACGAGAUGGAAAAGUGGUUUAAUAGCCGGCUGCUCUCGCACAAUCCGAAAUUGUCGUUUCAGGGCUGUGACUUUGUUCUCUGCCACUUGGAUUUAGCACCUCGAAACAUCUUGUGGCAGGAAGAUGGGUCUCUCUGCCUUAUUGAUUGGGCAUCUGCCGGCUACUAUCCAAGGUUAUUUGAGUUCUGUGUGCAGUGGAUUAUUGAAGGAAAGGACGGCAGGUUUAAUUCCCUUCUCUUAGCCAAGAUGAACCCUUUAUCCGCUCAAGAGAUGGCGCAAAAAGAGUCCAUUAUGUGUUUUUGGAGAAAUAUCCAGAAGUAUCCUUUGUAA
Messenger RNA from Penicillium chermesinum, 768 nucleotides. Its product is annotated as kinase-like protein. The transcript has a single exon. The record is from RefSeq and is a predicted model, not a curated record. The coding region runs from base 1 to 768 and encodes 255 amino acids. NCBI's taxonomy places the organism in Eukaryota, Fungi, Ascomycota, Eurotiomycetes, Eurotiales, Aspergillaceae.